Xyrauchen texanus (razorback sucker) is the source of this 618-nucleotide messenger RNA. RefSeq names its product prolactin-releasing peptide-like. Gene Ontology annotation, molecular function: hormone activity. The record is from RefSeq and is a predicted model, not a curated record. Bases 87 to 440 code for a protein of 117 amino acids. NCBI's taxonomy places the organism in Eukaryota, Metazoa, Chordata, Actinopteri, Cypriniformes, Catostomidae. The transcript is spliced from 3 exons.
GAAGAAGGAACUCUCGCCCCUGAAACACCUAGCCUACUGAAGAGCAAGCGUCCAAAGACACACACUGCCCUGUAUCCAGACCCAGCAUGCUGCCUGACGCGUUAGCUCAGCCGGUGACAAAGUGCCUGAUGCGGUCGCGGUUGGGGAUGGUCGCGUUCCUGCUGCUGCUCAUUCUGUCCACGACUGCGACAUAUGCACAGGGAACCACAGUAGAGCACGACCUCCACAUCGUCCACAACGUCGAUAACAGAAGUCCAGAGAUUGACCCAUUCUGGUAUGUAGGGCGCGGUGUGAGGCCCAUUGGGCGGUUUGGGAAGAGACAAAGUGGAAGUGGGCUGCAGCCGGUGGUCAAAUCUCUGGAGAUCCUCUUGAACACUUUCAGGAAUAAAGAGAGCUUGCGUAGCGCACUGGCAGAGGACGAUUCAGACUGGUUACCGUGACAUCCUCAUGCUCACAGCUGCCUGCUUCCUGUAAUUAUUCAAGUGUAUUAGUGUGUAUAAUUACCAUUCUCUUAUACUCUAUCUGGCUAUGUGUCCCUCAAUAUUUAUUUCCAAUAAUCUAAGUGGCAAAUGAAAAUAUCUGUACAUAUUUUAAAUGCAAUAUAUAUUAAUAAAUAAA